AGUAGGCUCAGCCAUUUUAUGCAAUAUAAAAGUGUGCGGAACAAACUUUUCUGUAAAGAUGUCUAUAUUAAAUACUACAAAACUAAUGAUCAGCCGAAAAAUUUUUGCAGGAGUAAGAAUAUCUCCUGCUCUUUUUACAGAUCAGGGAAAGUCUUUAUCAACAUCAGCUUACUUUUUAGCUGGAUCACAGUGGAGAUUGGAGCAUGGCUUAGGCAAAUGCGGUAACGAAUAUGGCCCAUUAACUUCUAUUCCAGAUUGGAGCUACGCCGAUGGAAGAGCAGCGCCUUUAUCCUACAGUAAAACUCGACGUUUAAAAGAUAAAGAAGAAUUAGCUAAAAGUAUCAAAAAACAAAUAACACAAAUGGAUUUGGCUAAAGAAUAUCAUAAACAAGAAAUAAUGGAUUUAAGUAAAAAAAGAGUUGGUAAAACGUCGCUUAUGAACCAAUAUGUGAACAAACGAUUCACUAAUCAAUAUAAAGCAACAAUUGGAGCGGAUUUUCUUACUAAAGAAGUCAUGGUUGAUGAUCGUUUAGUAACGAUGCAAAUUUGGGAUACAGCAGGCCAAGAACGUUUUCAAUCUUUAGGGGUUGCUUUCUACAGAGGUGCAGAUUGCUGUGUUUUGGUUUAUGACGUGACUCAAACGAACACUUUCAAAGCGUUGGACGAAUGGAGGGACGAAUUUUUGAUCCAGGCCUCACCUAGAGAUUCCGAAAAUUUCCCAUUCGUUGUCAUCGGGAACAAGAUCGAUUUGGAUAAUCGGUCAGUUAGUACUAAAAGAGCUCAGAAUUGGUGUCAUUCAAAGGGAGAUGUUCCAUAUUUUGAAACAAGUGCAAAGGAAGCAUUAAAUGUUGAACAAGCUUUUCAGGCCGUUGCGAAGAAUGCUUUGGCCCAAGAAAAUGAAAUGGACGUCAUGAACGAAUUCCCUGCUCCUAUUACCCUAAAUCCUACGAACCAGCCAAGCAAAGAUAAUUCCUGUUCAUGUUGA
Molecule: messenger RNA, 985 nt
Organism: Dimorphilus gyrociliatus
Lineage: Eukaryota; Metazoa; Annelida; Polychaeta; Dinophilidae
Source: the annotation of a GenBank genome assembly